This is a messenger RNA of Pogoniulus pusillus (Red-fronted tinkerbird), 2702 nucleotides long. RefSeq names its product neurexophilin 2 (gene NXPH2). Gene Ontology annotation, molecular function: signaling receptor binding. The record is from RefSeq and is a predicted model, not a curated record. NCBI's taxonomy places the organism in Eukaryota, Metazoa, Chordata, Aves, Piciformes, Lybiidae. The transcript has 2 exons. Bases 27 to 824 code for a protein of 265 amino acids.
AGUCACCUCCUAGACCAGCAGCCAGGAUGGUGUACCUGCAGCCCCUGCCCCUCGUCGUGGUCCAGGGCGUCCUCCAGCUCGUGUUUUGUGAUGCUAAUCAAGGCGUACAAGGCACAGACGUGCUGGAGUGGGAAGAGAAGGAUGCUGCAGCGACGCUGGUCGACAGUGUGGUGCAUUCCAGGCUCAUCAACCCUUUGCGCCUCUUCGUUAAGCCAUCUCCAGUACUGAAGCAGGGCCAGGUGUCCUACUCAGACGGCACAGAAAGCUUUUGGGAUUGGUUGUCCAACGUCACGGAGGUUCAGGAAUCUCUGGCACGAACUAAGCGCAGACCUAUAGUGAAAACUGGGAAAUUCAAGAAGAUGUUUGGCUGGGGAGACUUCCACUCCAACAUCAAAACUGUGAAGCUGAACCUGCUGAUCACAGGGAAAAUCGUUGACCACGGCAAUGGGACCUUCAGCGUUUACUUCCGACACAACUCCACAGGCCUGGGAAAUGUCUCAGUAAGCCUGGUACCACCUUCCAAGGUGGUUGAAUUUGAACCUUCUCCACAGUCAGUGCUGGAGACCAAGGAAUCCAAGUCCUUCAACUGCCGAAUCGAGUACGAGAAAACUGACCGUGCUAAAAAAACUGCCUUGUGCAACUUUGACCCUUCCAAGAUCUGCUACCAAGAGCAGACUCAAAGCCACGUCUCCUGGUUGUGCUCCAAACCAUUUAAGGUGAUCUGCAUUUACAUAGCUUUUUACAGUGUAGAUUACAAACUGGUGCAGAAGGUCUGCCCCGACUACAAUUACCACAGCGAGACGCCGUACUUGUCCUCUGGCUGACACGGCUGUGGGCAGCCACAGAGCUACAGCAUCAGUCAGCAAAGUGAGCAUCUCCAGUACCCUUUUGGAGAAGAAUUUGUUUUCCUAUUGGGUUAAAGUCUUUAAAAACUGUAGCUGUGUUUGUGCUGUACAGUAAAUAUAAAACUCUGCAACAACCACCUUCCUGUGAGACUGCUGCCUCUGAGCUCUGGCACUGCUCCAGAGGGAAGGAGCAAGCAGCCACACACAAAGCUGUGGCCCUCAUGAACAAUCUGAACAUCUGGUUUCUAAACUAGCCGUGAUGGGAGAGAGCUGGGCUUGUACUUGGACAGCACUUAACAGGACCCUCUGUCCUUGGGAACUCCAAAUGGCAAUACAAAGAGCAAACCAUGAAGCAGCCUCCCAGCUGCUUCCAUACUCCCACUCAUUUCAUGGAGAGUGUUACACAUGCAGGGCUGAAGGGAUCAGCUCCAAACACCAAGAGCAAGGAAUGUGCGUGUCUUUGAGUUGUAGUGGUUGUGUGUGUUCGCUGAAGUGAGGAGUGAGCAGUGCUUCCUUCAACCCUCCCACCUCUGCGUAUGCAAUGAUGUCAUUAGACACUGAGAAGCACUAGUUUCUUAGCCCCACCAGGUGUGCAGCUUCAGUGUACACCCAUUCCUUGCUUCCUUCCUUGGCCACCACUGGGCUUGAUUCUUCUCCCAUGCCAACUGUACCCCAGUACCAGGUCUACAGGGAUAGAGAACACACGGACCUUGGGAAAAAUUGGAUCUCGGUUCAGGCCUCUGGGGCUGGCUUCCAUGUGAAGGAAACCAUUGCCUUGCUGUCCCAACACACCACAGUGUAAGGACAAGCCACAAGUAACAGGAGCUUCCUGCUCCGUGCCACCCAGCUGUCCUCCUUAGCACUGCAGCGUGUGCCCCAGGUCACAGUGUGAGCACUGACACAUGAAGAGGACAACAACUAGCUCCAUGCAUCCUCACCUCAUAGGGCAGACUGCAGACAGUUCUUGCCCAGACGAAAACACUCAGCCAGCCUUUCCCCAGUGCAGAACAGCAGCCCUCCACCACAGCUGUAAGAGGGAGGGAGGGCCUGGCUGUGCUGUAGCUGCAGCAGGACAGAGCUUGCUCCCACCGUGGUUAGCAGUGGUGAGCUCCAGCAAUGCACCUUCAAGCAUCAGAUCCCUGUGCUUUCCUUGGGUAUUGCAUUUGCUGCUGCUGCCAAUUUGCUGUCCUAGUUCUUUGUGACAGUUCCAUGUCACAGCUCCUGUGGAAGAAGCUUGCUGAGGAAUUGUUUCUAUCGCCUCCCGUCAAACUUACACACAGGGUCCAAGUUGCUGCCUACAGCUUAAAUAAAGUACUAAUACUCUGUUCAGGUGGUGUGCUCCCAGACAGGGGACUGGGAUAACCUCAGAGGUCCCUGGUAGAGUCUCAUACCAAGCAAGCAUUCUGUUACACACACACUGCCAGCAACUGGCUCAUUUGUUUUCCUCUUUAGGUGACAAAUUUAAAUGUGCUGUUUAGUUUGAUCAAUACUUUAAAUGUUCUCCUUCAUCUUACUUCAUCCAGAGUCCCUCCUGGUCUAGAGGAUGUUUCUCAGUUUGUCUGUUACUGUUGAUUCCUACAAGAUGGUCUACUUGGUAUUCUGCAUAGCGUGUCCUCAUCCUGGCUGUACAUAGUGCUGAGUUCAGUGGUUGGUGCUUUGUACCCUAGCUGCAAGCCAUGAUUUCACUGCCAUGUAUUCCUACUCAGCACUGUAGGCAACUAAAAGAACCCCUACAUGCUACUUAUUGUAGAGUAUGUGGCAAUCAUGUCUGUAGAGACACUGCAGUAUGUGUCCGUGUCCAGGGACCCUGUGUCCCUGCCUUUGUAUGUAAAUAAAGAGAGUUUGCUAAAGCUGGCC